UUAUUUUUAAUCAAAACUCACUAUAUUUGUAAUCAAUAUUUAAAGUUGCUUACACAAUAAAAAGAAUAACGAAUGCCUUUUUAUAAUAUAUUAUCUACCCAAUGUUCCCAAUCCCCUAUUGCCAAACACCCGGUAUAUGUAUAUACAAAUACAAUAUAACCUGUUUCGUUUUCCCUUUUUCUUUUCACUUUCGGGAGGUGAAGGAAUAGGAAAUAGCCAAUUAGCCAAACUUCAUGGGCAUUUACCUCUACUUCUAACUACUCUUCUUCUCCGAUUUGUCAACCACUGCCACAAAUUUUUUUGGAGAUCCAAUUACCUUUUUUCAUUACGCAUAAUCAGAGAGGAUCAAGUCUCGUAAUUAGUUGUUGAUUCAAAAGGCAUUGAAUAGAUCAAUACUCAAAAGAAACCAAGUCGAUGGAAGCUUUGUGAAUCAUUUGUUUUUUCCCUUACAGACCAAGCUGAGAUUUGUGCACAAUGUUAAAUGAGUUUUUCAGCGCUAUCGGACUUGUGGUAAUCUUCUGCAUGUCUUGAUGUCUGUUCAUAAGUUUUGCUCCUCCAUUCCUAGGACGAUUUUUACAUGGUAUUAGACUCUUAGGGGAAGAGGGACUGAUUUUGUUUUUUUCUUUUCUUUUUUCGGUUCUUAUUGAAAGGUAAUUUAUACCUUGAAAGCAAAUUGUUAUGCUAUUUCCUUUUUAUUUACCCCAUCUUUUGUAUAUAUGUUGACUUUCGUCGUGUUGGAAAAGUAGCUCGGUGUUGCAUGGGGUUAAUCACUGGUCAGGGGAAACAACCCCUAUUUUCAUUUGGGGUCAUAUCAGAUGUUCAGUAUGCUGAUAUUCCUGAUGGUCGUUCCUUCCUCGGUGUGCCUCGAUACUACAGACAUAGCAUACUUGUGCUACAAAGGGCGGUCCAUAAAUGGAAUAACCUUCAACAUCUCAGUUUUGCCGUUAAUUUUGGCGACAUUGUUGAUGGAUUCUGCCCAAAAGACAAGUCUCUAGACGCUGUCAAAAUGGUUGCAUCUGAAUUCGAAAAAUUCAAUGGCCCUGUACACCACAUGAUAGGUAACCACUGCCUCUAUAAUCUUUCUCGUGAGAAACUACUACCGUUAUUGAACAUUCCCGGUCAAAAUGGCUCUGCUUAUUAUGAUUUUGCACCUACACCUGGUUACCGAUUAGUUGUUCUUGACGGGUAUGAUAUCAGUGCUAUCGGCUGGCCUCAAGAUCAUUCAAAAACAACUGAAGCUUUAACGAUUCUCAAGGAAAAAAACCCAAACCCCGAUAAGAAUAGUCCAGCAGGACUAGAAGGUCCCGCAAGAAGGUUUCUGAAGUUCAAUGGAGCGAUUGGGAAAGAACAGAUGGAAUGGCUCAAUCAUACCCUUCAGAACGCAACUGAUUUGAACCAGAAAGUGAUUAUCUGCAGUCACCUUCCUCUAGACUCGAACGCAGCGACAUAUGCGUCACUUCUUUGGAAUUACGAUGAAGUGAUGGGUGUUAUACACAAAUACAAGUGUGUGAAAAUAUGCAUUGCUGGGCACAAUCACAAAGGAGGUUACUCGAUCGACUCCCAUGGGGUUCACCACCGUGUUCUCGAAGCUUCCCUAGAAUGUCCUCCAAAUUCGGACGCAUUUGGAUAUUUAGAUGUAUAUGAGGAUAGGGUUUUGCUCGUUGGUACUGACCGGAUGGCAAGCACAGAUAUGGUGUUUGAUUCUUCACCUUCAUGUAUUAGGUAACUUGACAUAAUUCUUUGUCCAACAAAUUAUUACUGUUAUUCCUUAGCAUUAUGUUCUGUAUAAUGUACAUUACCAUUAACGGCGGUUUAGCUAUAUGGACGUCCGUUGAUAAGUAUGAAUGUAAAUCAAUUUUUACGAAAUGCUUAUGGCAGAAUGUAAGUCUUAUUACCAUAAAUAUAAAUGAUUGAACU
Molecule: messenger RNA, 1917 nt
Organism: Amaranthus tricolor (Joseph's coat)
Lineage: Eukaryota; Viridiplantae; Streptophyta; Magnoliopsida; Caryophyllales; Amaranthaceae
Product: manganese-dependent ADP-ribose/CDP-alcohol diphosphatase
Exons: 2
Coding region: 758-1726 (322 amino acids)
Molecular function (GO): CDP-glycerol diphosphatase activity; manganese ion binding; 2',3'-cyclic-nucleotide 2'-phosphodiesterase activity
Source: RefSeq, a predicted model, not a curated record